AUAGAUAUAUAUAGUGACACCCACCGGAAGUAAACACACACUAGUUGCAUUAGCUAGGUGCAUGUUAGCAGUUAGCUGGAAGACGCUAGUGUGGUCGUUUCUCGGGUAAAUAUUCAAGUAGUGGACGGAGCAGUGAUGUCUUCGGUUCAGUAUUUGAGAGCGUUUAUCAGCGAGCGACUAACAGCUGCUGCUGAGGAGAUAUUCACGGUCUUUGAAAAAACCAUCGUCCAGUACGAAGAAGAGGUGGAUCGUCAGCGCAGACUGCUGGAGACCGUUUUGAAACCUGAAAUAAAGCUGCACAGGAUCGAGCUCCCACAGCAGCAUGUCUGUAAGGAGGAGGAGGUUCUCACUGACCAGCAGCUCUGUCCCCAGGAGAGGAACUCCAGUCUGGACCAAGAGGAACAAGAACCUCCACAGAUUAAAGAGGAACAGGAGGAAGUCUUCACCGGUCAGGAGGGAGAGCAGCUCGUACUGAAGCAGGAGACUGAAACCUGCAUGUUGACUCCUCAUUGUGAGGAAAGUGACCAUAGAGAACCAGAGGGUGAUCACCAGCUCCUCUCUCACAACUCUCCUGUAGCUGAGAGCCAAGACCAGAACAGAAGAAAACAUUUGGAUUCAGAAUCAACAGGAAAUGAAGAAUCAAACCCACAGAAGAGUUUUCAUGAAAAUAAAAAUCACAGUAACGAUGUGUACAACUCUCCCAAAUCAGAGAUUAACUCUAAUACUCAAACAGAGCCCCCACAGCAGCAUGUCUGUAAGGAGGAGGAGGUUUUCACUGACCAGCAGCUCUGUCCCCAGGAGAGGAGCUCCAGUCUGGACCAAGAGGAACAAGAACCUCCACAGAUUAAAGAGGAACAGAAGGAAAUAUGCACCAGUCAGGAGGGAGAGCAGCUUGUACUGAAGCAGGAGACUGAACCCUGCAUGUUGACUCCUCAUUGUGAGGAAAGUGACCAUAGAGAACCAGAGGGUGAGCACCAGCUCCUGUCUCACAACUCUCCUGUAGCUGAGAGCCAAGAUCAGAACAGAAGAAAACAUGUGGAUUCAGGAUCAACAGGAAAUGAAGAACCACACCCAAAGAAGAGUUUUCAUGAAAACAAAAGUCACAGUAGCAAUGUGGACAACUCCCCCAAAUCAGAGAUUAACUCUAAUACUCAAACAGGUAAAAAGUCUUUCAAAUGUGAAACUUGUGGAAAAACGUAUAUUUAUAAGUAUAAUUUGAAGAUUCAUCUGAGAACACACACGGGUGAAAAACCUUAUUUAUGCAAAAUAUGCACGAAAGGAUUUGGGCGUGGUGAUGAACUGAGAGUCCACAUGAGAAUUCACACUGGUGAGAAGCCAUAUUCUUGCCAAACAUGUGGAAAAAGUUUUAGACGUAGUGAUGACUUAAAAAUCCACCUGAGAAGCCACACUGGUGAGAAGCCAUAUUGUUGCCAAACAUGUGGUAAAUGUUUUGUAAGUAGUAGUAAAUUGAGAGUCCACAUGAGAGUUCACACUGGUGAGAGGCGUUUUUCGUGCAAAAUAUGUCAGAAAAGUUUUGUCAAAAGUUGUGGUUUGAAAGUUCAUAUGAGAAUUCACACUGGUGAGAAGCCAUAUUCUUGUAAAAUAUGUCAGAAAUGUUUUGUGAAAAGUUCUAAUUUGAAAGUCCAUAUGAGAAUUCACACUGGUGAGAAGCCAUAUUCUUGCCAAACAUGUGGGGAAAGGUUUGGACGUAGCAAUGAAUUGAAAUGCCACAUUAGAACUCACAGUUGAGAAGCCACAUUCUUGUGAAACAGUCAUGAAAUGUUUUGGAACUAGUUGAAAUUCUAUCGCACUAUGGGGUACAGAUAUUACUUGACAUAUUUGGAAAUCAUACUAGAUGAAUUUUUAUUUUAAAUUUAUGUUGGAGUAGUUUGGGUUAUAUCCAAAUGAUCAACAUAUUUUGCCUUCAAAUGUGAAACAAACUGAUGCAGUAUAAGUAUUGGCUCUAUGAAAUGUGCCAAAUAGAGAAACUUGUAUUUCAUUCACUAGAAUGUUUCUUUCAAUGCUGGUUCCUCAGAAUGAUGUUCACAAUUGGAUGUAUUAUAACUUUUAAAAUCUCAUUGUAAAUUCCAACAUUGCUGUGAAUCUACACAGGCAGGUGUCCAUAUAUGUCAGAAAGGGGCACUAUAAACAUUUGAGAUGUGAAGAUAAAGCUGACCCAUCAAAGUUGGCCAUAUUCUUGACAAUGUGGUUUUUUUGGAAGGUAGUAAGUUAAAGUUAUGUCAAACUCCACAUGAGACCUCACACUGGUGAGAAUCUGUUGUCCUACAAUAUCUGUGGGAGAAGAUUCACACAGCAGAACACAUGAGAGAGCUCUUAGUGAUCUUCCUGGAUGACUCCACCUCAGUCGGCCCUCACGUUCUCUACUCUUCUCAUCUCAUCUCAUGUCAUUAUAUACCAACCCACUUUCCAUCCCUUUACUGGCUAUACUAGCCCCAUGCACAGACUUUACCACUUACAUAUUCUUAUAUACUCAUAUAUAUAUAUAUUUAUAAAUUUUUUUUUUUUGUACUAUCCACUCCAGCAGCACAUGAACACUUUCCUACUGGACACUGACAUAAUAAAUGCAUUUUGUACCAUAGGGUCAGACCCAUUCCUGUAUCCGUAAUAUGUUCUCCCAAUGUGUAUGUGAUUCAUGUAUGUAUGUCGGUGGGGUGUAUAAGUGUAUAAGCUACUGGAUGAUUUAAAUUUCCCACGGGAUUCAAUAAAGUAUCCAUCUAUCUAUCUAA
This is a messenger RNA of Pleuronectes platessa (European plaice), 2747 nucleotides long. Its product is annotated as zinc finger protein 391. The coding region runs from base 136 to 1749 and encodes 537 amino acids. NCBI's taxonomy places the organism in Eukaryota, Metazoa, Chordata, Actinopteri, Pleuronectiformes, Pleuronectidae. The transcript is spliced from 3 exons. Gene Ontology annotation, cellular component: transcription regulator complex; PcG protein complex. Gene Ontology annotation, biological process: regulation of transcription by RNA polymerase II. Gene Ontology annotation, molecular function: RNA polymerase II cis-regulatory region sequence-specific DNA binding; DNA-binding transcription factor activity, RNA polymerase II-specific. The record is from RefSeq and is a predicted model, not a curated record.